GCUGUUUCCUUUGUUUAGAAAGUGAGACGAAGAAGAAAAAUCACAUGUAUAUUGUAUUUUGCUCGUGAAUGAAUAUUAUUUUAUUUUUACAAAGCCGUAGUUAUUUAUCAUGACGGAGUAUAUUUGCCGACCAACGAAACGUAUCAAGCUAAAUGAAAGCCCCAAGUGGUAUGCUUACGCUAUACUGACCGAUGAAUAUGCAAAAGAGCCUCCCCUUGUGAAGGUUUAUUUAAGUAAAUUGGAAAAUAAGCGCCAGAUAUCGAGAGUAAUGCAAGAGCUAAGCAAACUUCUACCCGUGGAACAAAUGAAACUCCAACAUUUGAAACGUGUACGCCAACAGGAUAUUCUCUUGUUUAAAAUGAAUGAUUUAAACGGUCAAACCGUCACUGAAUAUUUAGUAUCUGUAGGAUUAAGUGCCGAAAUUGUUGAACUUUUGUGCAAAAAUAUACACGAAACUGAUGUUUUUGCUUCCGCGCCUAUGUUACGUUGGCAAUAUGAGUUGGCACAACUGCGUUGGCCGUGUAAAUUUCAUCCAGACAAGUAUAUGGAGUCAUUGAACGAGGGGAGUAUAUUUAGUGAAAAACAGCGAAAUUUUCACACGAAAAUACUGUAUUUAUUAAAUGAGAUUUCAAGUGAGUUGGAGAAUAACAAGCCCUGUGGCAUUUGCAUAGAUCCACGCACGAAUGCAGUUGUUGCUUUGGCAACCAGCAGAACCACUAUCAGUCCGUUAAUGCAUUGUCCAACGGUUUUGAUAGACUUCGUAGCACGGUCGCAAGGCGGCGGCGCCUGGCAAAAGGAAUUUUUACACGAGUUUCAAAAUGUUGAUGAAAAUUUAUUUAACAAAAACAAAAUAAAUCCCAGUAUGAGUGGAAUUCCUAGCCAUUAUUUACAUUUUAUAAGGGCAGAUAAACGAUUCGAAGACAUAAAAAUUGGUGCAGAACCACCUAGAUCAAAAACAAUGAUUGAAUCGGCGGAUCAAACUGCACUAAGUAGUGUAGGUAACUUGGAAAAAUAUGGUCCAUAUUUAUGCACUGGGUAUGAGAUGUUUUUAAGUCAGGAGCCAUGCCUGAUGUGUGCAAUGGCGCUCGUACACAGUCGAGUCCGAAGGGUGUAUUUCCAAAAACGUUCUAAAAACGGUGCACUGGUAAGUCGACUGAAGUUGCACUCCGUCAAGGAAUUAAAUCAUCACUACGAAGUAUUUGAAUGUAAAGAAAUAUGUAGUUGA
This is a messenger RNA of Anastrepha ludens (Mexican fruit fly), 1225 nucleotides long. RefSeq names its product probable inactive tRNA-specific adenosine deaminase-like protein 3. The transcript has a single exon. The coding region runs from base 110 to 1225 and encodes 371 amino acids. Gene Ontology annotation, molecular function: tRNA-specific adenosine-34 deaminase activity. NCBI's taxonomy places the organism in Eukaryota, Metazoa, Arthropoda, Insecta, Diptera, Tephritidae. Gene Ontology annotation, biological process: tRNA wobble adenosine to inosine editing. Gene Ontology annotation, cellular component: cytoplasm; nucleus. The record is from RefSeq and is a predicted model, not a curated record.